GUAACUCGGAAAACUCCGACUCCCGACUUCAGUGCGCUCAUAACCAUUGGGAACCCUGGAGAAACAAAUGAGCUCCAACUGGGAAAUAUCGUAUUGGACAGCUCAUCCAACAUGGAAUCUCUGGAACUCCGAAUUUCCGACCUGAAGUUCACUGACGUCAUGAUUUGACCUUUUUUCCCCCGAAUUCCCUGUUGUAGUGAAAGCACCAAUGGAAAACUAUUGCUUACGUGCUUUGUCAUCAAUGCUUACGUUGAAGACGUUUGAAUUAAUCCAUAUGCAAUGUUCUUUACAUUUGCAUAAAUGGACCUGAGAUAUCAUAUACUUAUGUAUAUAUUUGACGAGCUAGCCAAGAGUAAAAAUGGCAACAUAUAUUGCAUAUCAGUGGGUAGUACUGAUUCAUCUAUCAACUUCCAUGUAGCCACACUAGCCACCACAGAAGCAGUCACUUGAACAGAGUCACUUGAACAUGGCGGAAGUUGGGCAGCUCGAAUCAGAGCAGGACAUUGAGAAGAAAAUUGAGGAGACAAAACAGAAGUUCAAGAAUGAGUACGUCCAAGAAUCAGACAAAUAUGACUCCAGAGAUGUGGACAGGCUACAGAAGGAUGACGCUCUGGUGGAGGCAUACCUGACAUGGCGACAAUACUCUGUGGACGAUGCCUUGAAAAUGAUUGACGAUAGUUUCCUGUGGAGGAAAGAAUUUGGUUUGAAUGACCUCACUGAGAGCAGCAUUCCAAAGUGGAUGUUUGAGACGGGGGCUGUCUUCCUCCACGGCUACGACAAGGAAGGCAACAAGCUCUUCUGGUUCAAAGUCAAGCUCCAUACCAAGGAUGCAAAGACCAUCAUGGACAAGAAGAAGUAUGUUGCCUUCUGGCUGGAGCGCUAUGCUAAGAGAGAGCCAGGGAUGCCACUCACUGUUGUGUUCGACAUGGCUGAUUCAGGGAUCAGCAAUAUCGACAUGGAUUUUGUGAAGUAUAUCAUUAAUUGCUUCAAAGUGUAUUAUCCAAAGUUUCUAUCCAAAAUGAUCAUUGUUGACAUGCCAUGGAUCAUGAAUGCUGCAUGGAAGAUUGUGAAGACAUGGUUGGGUCCAGAAGCCAUCAGCAAGCUCAAGUUUGCAUCCAAAAACGAGAUCCAGACGUUUAUUGACCCUGAGUACCUCCCUCUUCACAUGGGUGGAAUGGACCCCUUCAAAUACAGCUAUCCUCCCCUUCCUGACGAUGACUUCCAAACACCCACCUGUGAGAAUGGACCAAUCGUCAGCGAGGAUGACAAUGAGAGCAAGGAGGGCGAAUCAGAGGGCAAGGAGUUGGACUCAAGCUUCAGCUCCGAGGUCGCUGUCAAACCCAAAAAGGUGUAUUUUUCUGAGGAGAGUCUGAGCAGUCUGAAACUGGAUGACAACGACAAAGGAGACUGUCGGACGAAGGGAGCUAGGAAGCCACUGACCACAUUCAAGGGCCCUCUUCUAAACGUCAGUCCAGCAGAGGAGUUGAGUUUUGGCACCAAAGAGUCAGAGAGGAAGUGUCUUAUCAUCCUCGAUAAUGUGUCCAAGAAUCAAGUGGCCUUCAAGGUACGAACCACAGCACCUGAGAAGUACAGAGUGAAGCCCAGCAACAGCAGCUGUGAACCGGGCGCGUCUGUGGAUAUAGUGGUGUCUUUACAUGGCGGCUACCAGGCGUCUCUGCAGGACCGCUUCUUGGUCAUGGCUGCUGAGAUGGAGCAGAACGCUGGUGCUGGAUCACCAGAGCUCGCUCAGUUCUGGAAGGACGUGCCCAAAACCAAGAUCAUGGAUCACAGAUUACGAUGUCACUUCCUGGAGAGCACUAAGCCCAUUCUGAGCUAUCCGAGUGGAUGUGACAACCCUGUGGAAGGAGGAGCCAAUGGCCACCCAGACCUGCACACAACGCUGAUGCGUGUGAUGGUGUGUAACGCCAGGCUGGAGCAGAAGCUGGACCAGUGUCUGUGGGUCCAGCAGGUCCUGAUUGGUCUGGUGCUGGUUGUCAUGAUGUUCAGCUUCCUGACUCUCUACCACCUUUCUGGGGCUUCUUGACUCAACCUUGUCUACAGCAGCUUAAAGCUAAACCAACAGACAGGGCUGGUAUUGGACUUGGUGAUAAAAAAAACAAAGGCAGACUCUCUUCUCUACAAUGUCUGUCGUCAUGAAAUGGAGGAGCGCUUUAUUAUGUAGCAGUGAACUAGGGACAUGUGGAGUUGUCAGUCAGUUGCCCAGAGAGAUUCUUCAUAGUCUCCUUGGCGUUGUGAGAGGUACCGUAGCUAAAGACUCUCGAUACCGUGAAAUGAAGUCAAUAAUGUAUUUUUGUUACUAAUCAUGGAAUUAUAAAUUAAGUAUUUAUUGCAAUAUGUAACAUAUUCAUUAUUUCAAUAUGUAAUAUGUAACAUGACGGAGGAGAUUUAGUUAAUUUUUUUGAUCCUAAUGAACAUUUCAUUUGAAAUAUAUAGUAUAAAAAUAUCAGGUCAAGAAUAAACGUGCACUUUUUCUUUAAA
Messenger RNA from Oncorhynchus masou masou (cherry salmon), 2499 nucleotides. RefSeq names its product motile sperm domain-containing protein 2-like. The record is from RefSeq and is a predicted model, not a curated record. NCBI's taxonomy places the organism in Eukaryota, Metazoa, Chordata, Actinopteri, Salmoniformes, Salmonidae. The transcript is spliced from 15 exons. Bases 467 to 2044 code for a protein of 525 amino acids. Gene Ontology annotation, cellular component: endomembrane system; endoplasmic reticulum-endosome membrane contact site.